Messenger RNA from Anopheles nili, 1059 nucleotides. RefSeq lists its product as uncharacterized. Lineage: Eukaryota; Metazoa; Arthropoda; Insecta; Diptera; Culicidae. The coding region runs from base 1 to 1059 and encodes 352 amino acids. The transcript is spliced from 3 exons. The record is from RefSeq and is a predicted model, not a curated record.
AUGCAGCAAUUGAUUGGUGAACUGGAACGUAAACUAGCCGCGAAGCCACCUCCAGAGAAUCGAACUGAUCUCGACAUGACACACGUGCUGCCUCGACGACUCUACGGCAAAUUGAGUCGACUCGUGCCAAUGCCCCCAUAUGAUGACCGUGAGUUUGAAGGCAUCCUGGCAGAACGACUGCAAACCCCGAGUGGAGAUCCUCGCGAUUCCGAGCGACGCAGUUCCGAAGAAGAGGAAGAUGAUGAUGAUGAUGAUGAAGUUGCUACAGGCAGAAGUGGUGAUGCACCUUUCGAGAUGAUCGUCGAGAACCGGUCAGGUGUGCGAUCCCGAGCUCCACCACCAGGUCCCAUUGGCAACUGGAUGGAGCGGUUCCUUCGUCGAACAGGUCACGAGCGUAUCUGCUGGCAGACGAAGUACUAUCGCACCGACCGGAAGUUGCUGGAUAAACCGCUCUUUCAGCAGAUUGAAGAGCUGAUCGAUCUUGGCGCUCAGGACUUCUCCGAGUGGCUGAGUGGGCUUGGUGCAGAGCGUUCUAACAUCACGAAGGACAUCGUAAAGCAGCUGUUCUCGAUUGAGAUAGAGGAUGAGAUGGCACGGGCUAUUCGUGUGGAUACUCGCCCUAUCCGAGCCCUUCCUACUGAUGUCGCACGCCAAUGGAACCUCGAACAUAUGGCGAUUGAAAGCCGUAUCGCGCAGAUCAUGCAAGAGGACCGCCGUAGGUGGGAAGCGGCAGGACCUCCUCGAACGGUCGCCUUUGGUCGCACUCUUCCCUCUGAGCUGCGACGAGGUCCCACUAAACCGGAAGAAGGCGAUACACUUCAGCCGGACUUUCCAGAUGACCUGCGGACGAUGCGAGCACUCUUCCAGGACAUUCGACAUCUGCGUUCUGUUCGCUAUCUUACCGAACAUCUGCGUGCUCAGCCAGACAUCCCACGACCUCGCUAUCUGCUCGAAGCGGGCCUUUUCCGUCCUGGAGCCGGCAGCAGAACUGGAACGCCUGCGUUUUACCAGCGAGUCCUGCCACGACGUGCCAUCGCCGCCAGUGUACGUAAGUCGUAA